AUAAAGACCUGUGUGUGCUGAUGAUUUUUCCUGCAGCAGCCACCUCUUUCCCGUCUGUCUGUCUGUCUCCUUCUCUCCCUUUCUAAAGCAGCCCACCAGCAAACCAACAUGCCUCCAAAGAAGCCCGAACCUAAGAAGGCCGAACCUAAGAAGGAAGAACCCAAACCAGCACCUAAACCAGCAGAACCGGAACCCAAAAAAGAAGUUGAAUUUAACCCAGCUUCUAUUAAAGUUGAAUUCACCCCUGACCAGAUUGAAGAAUUUAAGGAAGCGUUCUCACUCUUUGACCGGACUCCUAAAUCUGAGAUGAAAAUCACAUACGCACAAUGCGGAGAUGUCUUGAGAGCUUUGGGGCAGAAUCCAACCCAGGCUGAGGUCAUGAAAGUGCUUGGCAGACCCAAACCAGAAGACAUGAACUCCAAGAUGAUCGACUUUGAGACCUUCCUGCCCAUGCUCCAGCAUAUUGCUAAGACGAAAGACACAGGCACCUACGAGGACUUCGUGGAGGGUCUGCGUGUGUUCGACAAGGAGGGGAAUGGAACAGUGAUGGGGGCUGAACUCCGCCACGUUUUGGCUACCCUGGGUGAGAGGUUGACUGAAGAGGAAGUUGAUAAGCUAAUGGCUGGUCAGGAAGAUGCCAAUGGCUGUAUCAACUAUGAAGCUUUUGUGAAACAUAUCAUGGCUAACUGAACACCAGGACAAGAUAGGCGCUGAGAACCCCCGAUGCUGGCCUUGGAUUUCGAUGUAAUGGAAUGUCUUCUCAUUUUUCAGCCCAGAUUCCCAUUACAGAGCUACAAAAUGUGCUGUCCCUAAUGUUAUUUGGAUAAAUGUUUUUUUGUUUGUUUUGUCUUGUUUCUUCAUGGGAAGAGGGUGGCCUCUGUGGAGAUUCAACUUCACUCAGGAAACUGAAGAAACUGGAAUCUGAACUAUGAAUACCUGGGCAUUGUCAUUUUUUUCUGAUAGAGAAUAUAAAGAGCAAAACAAAAUUGUUAGGGGAGGGGGAAGAAAAGGGGAGUAAUUUUUUUUCAUGACUAAAUAAAUCAAAAAAUGUAUUCGUCAUUUAGCCAUAUCUUUCCCUCCCCUCCCCUCUUCCUUCCCAAACAACUGGACCUUUCUUUUCGUGUUUAUUGCAUUUAUAAAAAAAUAGCUGUAAGAGGGUAAGGGAGAAAAGAAACUAAACCAGUUGUGUAAAUCUCAUGUAUGCAAGGAAUACUCUUAAUUUUUAGAGAAAAAUAGUAGAAGUAGAAUGUCCAGCAAUCAGCAUGGCAUUUGUUGAGCGUUGUUCACAUGUUUCUCAGCUUUGGAAGAUACCACCUUUAACAUAUAAGAUGCAAAGGAAAAAAAGCAAAGCAAACCAGAAGUGUAUACAAUGUUUGCUAAAAUGCAUCCCUUCUCCACCAGGAUUACUUCCUAUUCCAACAGUCUGACCUAUGAAACAAGUAAAACGCCUUUCCCAGUGCAAACUCGAAAUUGUUCUCAUAUACAUAUCUUGGUCCUGUAGCUUUUCGCAGUAAAACUUGGGAUUCUUUGUCA
Messenger RNA from Nipponia nippon (crested ibis), 1533 nucleotides. It is a transcript of the gene MYL3, whose product is annotated as myosin light chain 3. Gene Ontology annotation, molecular function: calcium ion binding. Gene Ontology annotation, cellular component: myosin II complex. The record is from RefSeq and is a predicted model, not a curated record. NCBI's taxonomy places the organism in Eukaryota, Metazoa, Chordata, Aves, Pelecaniformes, Threskiornithidae.